AUGGGGCGGGAGGGGGAGAUGGCGGGGAGGAGUUACGUUACGUACGGUAUCAGCGCGAAAUUCGCUGCCUCAGCUCCAACGUCGACGUUGGUGACCAAACGGCCCCCUUGUACCUUGCGUGCUCCUCGACGUGGUCAGCCAGGAACGACACGGAGAGGAAGUGCAUUGACCAUGCGGGAUUGGACGUCGCCGGGGAUUGGGUUCAACUUGGGGCAGAUCAUUGUCGUCACCGCAUACCCCCUCACCGUUGUUCUCUGCAUUGAGGUCCGAGUCAAGGCACCUCUCAUUUCCAACUCCAACUUUGAAGGCACAUUUCCUCGCCCUCGACUGGCUGGGCCCCAUCUUACUUCUCGCCAUCAAGAACUCCAUCCUCUUCCUCGUCCUCGGCGCAGGACGGGGGUACGAGAAGCUCAACUUCCUACACUGCUGGACCGGCCGGGCAUAGCAUUGUCCGUCUCGGUGAUCGUACAUGGCGCUUUGUGGAUUAGGAACCACAUGGAGUACUGUGUUGAGAUUAUGGAUGAACAGAAGGAGCAGAGCGGGGUUGCUACAUUUCCUGGUCAGGGUGUCAUCGUGCUGAGUUCGUUGAGAGUCGUAAGGCGGUGGGCGUGGAGCUCGUUCUUCGCGGUUCACGUAUUGGUGUUUCCGGCUUUCUUCAUCACAAUGUGCUACCACACCAUCUGCGCCAGCCCGUGGAUAUACCUCGUAUUUGCAUUGGAUGGGCCCGAUAUCCUGCUUAGGAUGUUCAAGAUUAGAAUCAAGGAUGCCGUACUCGUACCCGUUGGGAAGCAGAUGACGCUUAUUCGCAUCCCGCUCGCAACCUUGGGCUGGCUCGCCGAGUAG
Molecule: messenger RNA, 843 nt
Organism: Cyclocybe aegerita
Lineage: Eukaryota; Fungi; Basidiomycota; Agaricomycetes; Agaricales; Hemipholiotaceae
Source: the annotation of a GenBank genome assembly